This is a messenger RNA of Pistacia vera, 1425 nucleotides long. RefSeq names its product type IV inositol polyphosphate 5-phosphatase 11. Gene Ontology annotation, molecular function: phosphatidylinositol-3,4,5-trisphosphate 5-phosphatase activity; phosphatidylinositol-3,5-bisphosphate 5-phosphatase activity. The transcript is spliced from 8 exons. NCBI's taxonomy places the organism in Eukaryota, Viridiplantae, Streptophyta, Magnoliopsida, Sapindales, Anacardiaceae. The coding region runs from base 66 to 1262 and encodes 398 amino acids. The record is from RefSeq and is a predicted model, not a curated record. Gene Ontology annotation, cellular component: plasma membrane. Gene Ontology annotation, biological process: response to salt stress; response to jasmonic acid; response to abscisic acid.
CGCCUAAAGAAAAAAUACUUCGCUUUUGUAUAUAAACUUCAUCUGCAAGGUCUAAGUCAAUAUGCAUGCUAGCUGUAUAUGUUUAUUUAUGGUUUUUGUAUCGUUCAAUCAUUCAUCUCUCUCCCCAAAAAUUCCAGUUUUACUCCAAACAUUGCAUGUCUAAUCAGUUUACACCCCGAGAAAGUGCUUGUUUUGGUGAAUCACACGGCCAGAGAAUGGGGAAUUUCAACGGAGUUCUUGGUGUUAAAGGAAGAGGUUUCAAGUUGAAGAGAAAACAAAUGGAUUUGAUGAAGAACCAACUGGUAAGUAAUAACGAAGGAAUACAGACAGUAGAGGUCGACAAUCAUUGUAACUUCUUACAGAAUUCGGACCUCUGCAUUUGCGUGGUGACUUGGAACAUGAAUGGACAGGUAUCUUACGAAGAUUUGGUGAAGUUAAUUGGGAGCAGCCGCAAGUUUGAUCUACUUGUAGUUGGUUUGCAAGAGGUCCCUCGAAAAAACAUAGCACAAUUGUUGCAGACAGCUCUUGCUGAAACUCACGUCCUCUUUGCAGAAGCCAUCAUGCAAUCUCUGCAGUUAUACAUGUUUGGGCUGAAGAACUCUGAAUUGCUUAUCAAAGAAUUAAAGGUUGAUAAGUAUUCUGUUGGGGGAUUUGGAGGAUUAAUUAGAAGAAAGAAAGGGGCUGUGGCAAUCCGCAUCAAUUAUAAAGGAAUCAUAAUGGUGUACAUCUCCUGUCAUCUCUCUGCACAUGCUCGCAAUGUGGAAGAAAGAAAUUCUCAAUGCAGGCACAUAUCACACGAAAUUUUCUCCAAUAAUGUAAACCCUUAUGCCAAGCGAGCCCAUAUAACAGUAUGGUUGGGGGACCUCAACUACAGGAUAAAUGGUAUCACUACGCACCCUACCAGAAAUCUAAUACAGAAAGAUCUGCAUCACAAACUGCUGACCAGUAAAGAUCAACUGUUACAAGAGGCCAAAAGAGGGCAAAUCUUCAAUGGAUAUUGUGAGGGAUCACUCACAUUCAAACCAACAUUCAAGUAUAAUGUUGGAAGCAGCAACUACGAUACAAGUCACAAGGUACGAGUUCCAUCAUGGACUGACAGGAUCUUGUUCAAGAUAGAAGACCCCGACAAAAUCAAUGCGAGUUUACAUGGUUACAAAUCCGUUGAUGAUAUUUACAGUUCUGAUCACAAACCAGUGAAAGCUCACCUCUGCUUAACACUUAACAAACAGUCACCACCUACCGGGAAAAAAAUACUUCCGUAAGACCUUUGCGGAAAAAGAAACAGCCAUCUUCUUUAUCUGUCAAGAUCACGUGGUAUAGUAAUUAAAUACUAUCAAGUGUGUAAAUUCGAUCCAAUUACUCCAAAACGAAAAAGAUUCAUUUGUACAAUUAACAGACUAUUCUUUAAACAGUUUAUGAAUUUGC